Molecule: messenger RNA, 722 nt
Organism: Aspergillus homomorphus CBS 101889
Lineage: Eukaryota; Fungi; Ascomycota; Eurotiomycetes; Eurotiales; Aspergillaceae
Product: AP-1 complex subunit sigma
Exons: 5
Coding region: 95-565 (156 amino acids)
Biological process (GO): vesicle-mediated transport; protein transport
Cellular component (GO): AP-1 adaptor complex; intracellular membrane-bounded organelle
Molecular function (GO): clathrin-cargo adaptor activity
Source: RefSeq, a predicted model, not a curated record
GCCUUUCACACCUCGAUCUCAUCUCCUCUCUUUCCCCCUCUCCCCUCGUCUUUCCAUAUCUCUUCCCACCUGCAACCCUCAGUCCACCCGCACAAUGGCAAUCCACUACCUGAUCCUCUUGUCGCGGCAAGGCAAAGUGCGCCUUGCCAAAUGGUUCACCACUCUCUCCCCCAGGGAGAAGGCCAAAAUCAUCAAGGAUGUGACCCAGCUGGUUCUGUCGCGUCGCACCCGCAUGUGCAAUUUUCUUGAGUACAAAGACACCAAGGUCGUCUACCGUCGCUAUGCCUCCCUCUUCUUCAUCGCCGGUUGCGCAUCUACCGAUAACGAGUUGAUCACCCUCGAGGUCGUGCAUCGCUACGUCGAGCAGAUGGACAAGUACUACGGCAAUGUGUGUGAACUGGACAUCAUCUUCAACUUUCAGAAGGCAUACUUCAUCCUGGAUGAGCUGUUGCUAGCAGGAGAAAUGCAGGAGAGUAGCAAGAAGAAUGUGCUCCGGUGUAUCAGUCAACAAGACAGUCUGGAGGACAUGGAGGUCGAGGAAGAUGUGGUUACGAAGAUCAUGUAGAAGCUUCUCCGGCAGUCAAGCGUUUCUGUGUUUCUCUUGUUUGGGAUAAUCAUGAUUUUCUGGGCCCCGGGGGCCAGUGCUGUUGGCGUUGGACGUACUAUAGGCGUUGUGUUCUACUGUCGCGACCGUGUUUUUCUCUACUAAUUUAAUAACACCC